Prorocentrum cordatum is the source of this 1288-nucleotide messenger RNA. The record is from the annotation of a GenBank genome assembly. Lineage: Eukaryota; Dinophyceae; Prorocentrales; Prorocentraceae.
GGCGAGGAAGAGGACGAUGAGGGUCCCCCUGCACACGGCGCGGGGGGGCUGGCGGGCCUUGGCGCCUGAGUUCGCGUACGGCGAGCAGGGCGCGCCCCCGAAGGUGCCGGGAGACGCCACGCUCGUCUACGACAUCACCUUGCUGGACUGGCGCAGCGGCGCCGACAUCUUCGGCGAUGGCGGCGCCAUCCGAUCGACGCUGCAGGCUGGCAUGGGCCUGCACAUGCCCGUCCAGGGCAGCGCGGUGCUGUGCAGCCUGAAGGUGAGCACGGCGGGCGGCGAGGUGCUCGACGACCAGGAUGUGAUGGAGUACACCCUUGGCUCGGGAGAACUCGGGCCGCUGUCGCGGACGGUCGACACCGUGCUGCAAGACAUGCGCACCGGAGGGAAGGUGCGGUUGGAGCUCUCUGGCCAGUACGCCUGGGGUGAUGGCACCUACCUCGUGGAGCUCGGGCUAAAGGAGGUGGUCCAGGUGGAGGACAUCUCCCCAGCCGGCGACGGGUCCCUCAGGAAGAAGCGCGUGCUCCGAGGAAGAGGGGACGACCCGCCCCGUGACUGCGACCUGGUGACGCUGACGGUGGAGGCCGCUACCACGCACGUGCCGUCCGGGCGGGGCGAGCUGUCCUUCCGGAUCGGCGACGGGGACGUCGCCGACGGCUUCGAGCUGGUUGCGGCGCGGAUGCUGCCAGGCUGUGGCGUGGGUGACAGCGGCACUAGGGAUGAUUGGGGCAGCGUGAUGACGAGUUCAAUGUUACAGGACGGCAAGACAAUGGUUGGCAACGGCUUGUGGAGAGCUGGCUACGUUCGUGAUUGUGGUACCUUGCUCCAGGAGGGGGGCACGCAGUCGGAGGUCCUCGCCGGCGCAGACACUGGAUCGAAGCCGACACCAUGCCUCAUGCUGUACAUAGGCGAUCAAGCUCCCAGGAGGACUAGACUGCCAGAUGGGGCGUACAACGACAAGCCAGAGACGGAACCCGUAACGACGGCAACGACGGCAUUACGCAUGGCAUGUGCCGGAGUUUUCUGCGCGGACGACAUAUUUGCCAGAGCUGCGCAGGAACCAGCAACACUACCCGCUUUUUUUCUGAAGGCUGAAUUCGCUAAGGAUGUGAUCAGAACGAAAGGGGCCAUCAACUACGAUACGGCGAUCACGACGCUGCUCAUUGCGAACGCGGGGGCUGAGGCCAUCAGGAUGUGACGAUUUUAUGAUAUAGUGUGAGCGCAUAUGAUACCACCCCUUGGGGUUUAGCUAGAACGGUUGUGUCUUGCGAUCGCCCAGAAUCCCCUG